AUGGAAUAUAAGGGUUUCAAAUCGGGCAUUAUAAGAUUAAAUGAAGCGAGGUCUAUUUAUUACUCCGGUCAAACACUUUCAGGAAUCAUUAAUUUUGAAUUAGCAGAGCCCUUGACUUUCGCAGCCAUCAAAGUAGUCUACAUUAGCCAAGCUAUUGUUAAAUGGUCAGAACGGCAAGUCGAGAAAUAUUCAGGAGCAGAAAGGGUUCGCGAGAUUGACUAUUUUGGAAGAGAUAUUUACUUUAGCACUGAACAAUUACUUUGCGGUGGAUCAGGUCCUACCACUCUGCCACUUGGAUCGCACUCCAUCAACUUUUCGUAUCAAAUACCGUUUAAUACUCCAUCUUCAUUUAAAGGCAGUAAAGGAGCCGUGUCUUAUAGAGUUAUAGCCAUUUUAGAACAUCUGGAUUUGAGGAAAGAUGAAUUAAGUACAGACUUUGAAGUUAUAGCUCCAUUAGAUUUAAACAAUUUACAAGAAGCUAAGAAACCUACUGUCUUAGAAUUUGAAGAGGUAUCAACAUGUAACUGCUUUUGUCAAGACAAAAUGAUUAGAGUCAAAAUCGUUUUGCCCCUGUCUGGUUACUGCCCUGGACAAAUGAUGCAGAUCAAAAUUGAUUCCAAGAAUGAUAGCAGUGUGGAAGUCAGGAAAAUUAUUUUUCAGUUUACUAGGAGAGAAAGAUACCAUUCUCAGCAGCCAAUAUCAACAUAUGUACCACCAGAAGCAAUACUAGAGACACUGGUUCAAGGACCAAUUUUGGCGAAUACAAAAAGAUCUUUUACUUGUCAGAUGAGGGUACCAGAUAUUAUAGCAUACAAUCUUGAGAAUUGCCAAAUCAUUGAUUUGGCUUAUUUUUUAAAGGUUAAAAUAAAAAUGUCUGGAUGUGCUGAUGAUCUUCAAGAUGAGAGUGAGUUGUGCAUUGGUUUAGUACCCCUAAGGGAAACAGUAAAUGAGUCCUAUAUACACCCUCUAUCCUAUCUACUACCACAGUCAUCUCUGCCUGAUCCUAACAACAUUGCGGAUGUGCCUAAAUUCACAAUGCAAAAUACUCACAUACCCCUAGCAUCGUCUACCCAAAGUAUUGAUAGAAAUUCUCAAAGCUAUCAAAUAGGUUUUAAUGUACCUGAUAUUAACAUUGUUCCGCCCUACCCAGUCAUGGCUAACACAAUGCCACUUCCAACAAAUUUCCCAAUGCCUAGUGCUCCGCCUUUACAAUAA
Molecule: messenger RNA, 1215 nt
Organism: Leptosia nina
Lineage: Eukaryota; Metazoa; Arthropoda; Insecta; Lepidoptera; Pieridae
Source: the annotation of a GenBank genome assembly